UAUGCCGGAAAUUCUGCCUUCAUCGCCCUGGUUGCCGCCGAGGACGGCAUCGACGCUGCGAGGUACCGGAAGUGGGCCGUUGAACAGAUCAACUACAUGCUGGGGGACAACCGUCACGAUGGCGGAUGCUACAGCUACGAGGUGGGCUACGGCAGGAAGUAUCCCUUGAGACCCCACCACGCAGGGGCGUCGUGCCCCAACAAACCCGCCACCUGCGGCUGGCCGCAGUACGAGACCACGGCGCCCAACCCACACGUGCUGCAAGGCGCUCUGGUGGGUGGACCGGAUCAGAACGACAACUUCCGUGACGUCAGGUCCGAUUACGUUCACAACGAGGUCACCACGGACUACAACUCUGGUUUCCAAGGGGCGCUUGCUGGCAUCUUACAUCUCCAGGCCGUAAACCAGUUUCCCACCACCAACAAUAAAUGUCCCUGUAAUGCAUAAACUUUGAGAUAUACAUUUUGAUAUAAGCAAUGUUAGGAUUCCCCCCAUUAAACAAUACACUUAGGUAGUACUUAAGGUGGUACUGUUUGAGGUAUGAAGCACUUUUAACUUAAAACAUUCAUUAUGUUGAUUCAUUUUUGGCAGUUCUUAAAUUUUAAAACAGAA
Molecule: messenger RNA, 612 nt
Organism: Lymnaea stagnalis (great pond snail)
Lineage: Eukaryota; Metazoa; Mollusca; Gastropoda; Lymnaeidae
Source: the annotation of a GenBank genome assembly